Molecule: messenger RNA, 5720 nt
Organism: Scleropages formosus (Asian bonytongue)
Lineage: Eukaryota; Metazoa; Chordata; Actinopteri; Osteoglossiformes; Osteoglossidae
Gene: gramd1a
Product: GRAM domain containing 1A
Exons: 22
Coding region: 1094-3730 (878 amino acids)
Biological process (GO): intracellular sterol transport
Cellular component (GO): plasma membrane; endoplasmic reticulum membrane; endoplasmic reticulum-plasma membrane contact site
Molecular function (GO): cholesterol transfer activity; cholesterol binding
Source: RefSeq, a predicted model, not a curated record
UUCAGUUGUCCUGCUGCAGGAAGGCCAGGUUUUUAAAUGAGACGUCAGGACAGUUUAUGUAAAGCAGGAUGCGGCUGGAAGCAAAUACAGCUUUAGUUUGUGAAAUGGUGAGACACCUGGAUUAUGGGAGUAUCGCGUUGCAGUACUUGAUGCCUGAUCAUGUUUCCAGUUCUCCAUUUGCUGCACACACAUUGCACUUUGAUGAUCAAGACACUUCUCGGCAGGAUUUACCCACCCAGCAGGCUGGUAGAAACCCACAUGAGGACAAAGCAUGAUUCAAUACAGUUUCAGUGCUGUGGGACACAAAAUAUGAUUAUGUAUGUUUCUUUAUUUCCUUUUAUGCAUUGUCCGAAUCAGUGAGGAUGCUUCAGGCGCUGAAAAAAAUAAUUUGUCAAGAAUUCAGGAGAUGAUUGACUCCUGGAACAAGACUGCACUGGUACAAGUCCUUUCCAGGGCACUGGAGAGCAGGUGUUACGCUCUAACAAGGCACAUUGUGGAACUGUCUCUCUUUUAAGUUCUUGGCCAAAUGGGGGAGUAAGAUCAGCUGGACUGAAAAAACGACGGCGCAGAAGAAGGUUGACAAGCUAAAGCACCCUGGAGGAAAAAAAAUACAGAAAGCUGUUAAAAAUGACGCAGUGAGUUCAGCUGGAAGUGGAUCUCCAAGGAAGUAAUCUGCUUUGUGUAGCCUUUAAUAUUAUAUGAAACUGCACCCUGGUCUCUUGUUGCAGCAGUAGUGGUGUGCCGCUGUGAACAAUACCUUAAUCUGUCCGUGCCUUUUAGGUCUCAGGACAAUUGGGAUAUACCUCCAAACUGGACAUUGUGUUUCUGCUGGAAAUUUUUAAAGGACGGGGAAGGAAUUUUAAGGAUUCUGUUUAUCCAUAUUCCUAAACGUUUCUGACCAGGUAAAGGGCAUGUAAGAGACAAGCUGCUUUGUUACUUCGCCCGAAGGAAUAUUUGCUUCACCUCCAGCAGAAACAACACGGUCUUAUUCAAGUCUUGGGAGCUGGGGUUAUACUUCAUGCACUGACAACUGUGAGUUGAUAUGCAAUAAAGGACAAUAGGCACAAAGAAGUGUGCUCAGUGGGGGGGAGAUAUGAUGUCUGCGACCCAAGGUCCAGAUGUGGCAAACCCGCAGCCUGCUCCCAUCCCGACGGUCAACAUCCUCCCCCCAUCGUCUGACACAGAGUCACGGUCCUGUUCCUCCAGCCCAUGCCUGAGGCGGCACAGAUCCCGGAGCCGGGGGCUGGGUUCCCAUGAGGAGCGGGAGGCUCGAAGGAGGAAGCGGUGUGAUAUUCAGAGUCUACCUCCUCAAACAUCCCCCUCUAGGGAGGAUCUGCCCUGCCCUUCGUCCCUCCUCCCGCCCCCGCCCCACCAAAGAUCGCGUAGCUCUUCUCCCAGCCGGCGGUCCCCCUGGUCCCUCAGGAGCUUGUUCAGCAGGGACUCCUCUGAGUGUGACAGCUGCAGCACCGCCAGCAACUCCCCGCGCAGCACUCCAGGCAGUUCUCCGAGUGUACGUCGCCGGGUGCUGGGGGGCAGGGCCAGCGAGGGCGAGGGUGGCGCUGACCGUGGUGGCGGAAGCUCCGACAGCCCCCUGCUGCCCACCCCAUCUUCCUCCUCCUCUUCUUCCUAUGUCCUCGCCCCCCGGAAUUUCACACGCAAUGCAAAGAAAAUGCAGAGCUGGUACAGUCAGGUGCUCAGCCCGACUUACAAGCAGCGGAAUGAGGACUUUCGAAAGCUCUUCAAGAAGCUCCCUGACACUGAAAGACUCAUAGUAGAUUACUCCUGUGCUCUGCAGAAGGACAUCUUGCUACAGGGACGUCUGUACUUGUCAGAGAACUGGCUGUGUUUCUACAGCAAUAUCUUCCGUUGGGAGACCACUAUCACCAUCCCGUUGAAAGACGUGACGAACCUGACCAAGGAGAAGACUGCCAAGCUCAUUCCCAACGCCAUCCAGAUCAGCACCGAGCAUGACAAGCACUUCUUCACGUCAUUUGGAGCAAGGGAUCGCAGCUACAUGAUGAUCUUCCGGCUGUGGCAGAACGCACUCAUGGACAAGUCCCUUUCCCCGAAGGAGCUUUGGCACAUCGUCCACCAGUGCUAUGGCACCGAGCUGGGGCUCACCAGUGAAGACGAUGACUACGUUUCCCCCACCGGUGACCACAUUAAUGGCCUGCUGCUGGGGGAUGACUCGGUCACCGUUUCAGAGCUGCUGGACAUUAGUACAUCAUCACCAGCACCGGUGGGCUGCUCUUCCCCGGGCGUCGCUUGCGGUCCUGGUUCUACAUGUACUGGGAGCUCUCCCCCUUCUGUCCAGCCCAUAGACGUUCCUCUGUCCAAGUCAAGCUUGGAGCCGGACCCCAGCCCACCCAGCUCGCAGAGCUCUCUUCCCUCCACGACCCACUCCACACAGACUGGGGGCACCUCCGCUAACCCGGAGGAAGUCGUGGAUAGCCAGUCAGAAUCAACCAAUCACGUGCUUCCCCCUGCGCCACCGAGCUUGGGAAACCUCUCGUCGUUGGACAUCACCAAUGAUGAAGAGCUUCCAACGGACCUCAGCAAUUCCUCGGACACACAGGAAGAGAGUGAAGUGGAGUCGUUUUGCGCGGACCUCGCCGGGCGGCUGCACAUCAACACAGUUGUGCGCAUGAGUGUGGAUAAGCUGCACGACCUCCUGUUUGCUGACACACACUUCCUCCAGCACCUCUUCUCCCAGCGCCACUUCACCGACUUGAAGGUGAGGGAGUGGCAGCAGGAUGGCGCUAAUGGCAGCAGCAGCCGAGUCCUGAGUUACACCAUUGCCAUCAACAACCCUCUCGGACCCAAAACCGCGCCAGUGGUGGAGACUCAGACCCUGAAUAAGAGCAGCACCCGCGGUGAGUGCUAUGUGGUCGACUCAGAGGUUAUCACCUCAGGGAUCCCCUACCAGGACUACUUCUACACGGUGCACAGAUACUGCCUCACCUCAGUCAACAGGCACAAGAGUAGGCUCCGGGUGUCCUCAGACAUCUGCUACAGGAAACAGCCAUGGAGUCUGGUCAAGGCCCUAAUAGAGAAGAACACGUGGAGCGGCAUAGAGGAGUACUACAGACACAUGGAGAUGGAGGUAUGCAAGCUGGAGACGCUGCUACAGUCGGAGGUGUCGGUGGUUGGGGCGGGGGAUGCUGUCACGGCUGAGGUAGCAAAGACCCCCCCAGCCCUGCGGAGACGCAAGCGCACCUGCUCCCGGCGUGCAGGGGAGAGGGAGCGGGAGAGAGAGGGAGCAGGCAGCGGUGACCGGGGUCCCGGAGAGGAACGGGACCGGACUGAGAUAGGUGCUCAGUAUUUGAAGCUGGAAGAGCGGUCUAGAGGAGGAGGCAGCAUCUCCACCAUACUACUCAUUGUCAGCUUUAUGAUUUGUAUCAGUUUGGUGGUGCUGGUGGCUCUAAACAUGCUGCUCUUCUACAAGCUAUGGGCCCUGGAGCGUGCAGCGCACACACUGGAGACCUGGCACUCCUACUCACUGGCAGACAGCCCCUUGCCGCAGACAGCCAGCGAGUGGGCCCAGGUGCUGCAGUUGCAGAGGCAGUUCCACCAGGCACAGCUCAGCAAAUGGCAGCAGAUCCUGCAGUCAUCUGUUGCCCUGCUGGAUCAGAUGAAACAAUCCUUGGAAAAGCUGCACAGAGGAAUUGUUAUUCCAGAAGUACAAUCCUCCCCCUCAGAGUCCCCGACAGACACUGUAAAUCAGCAAUGACCCGAAGCCCGGAGUGGAACUCCCCACCCCCUUUCAGAGGUCCUUAAUCUGAUCUGGUGUAGACAGGUAUUGAACACCUGGGGGCAGUCAGGCUCACGUCAACGGCUCCAUUUGAAAUGGGGCUCUGCUAAAUUAAAUGCAGCUAGUUGGAUCAUACUUAAAGGCAACCCAAUGAAGCAAGUAAGGAUUUACUUCCUGCCUUGACUGUAACGGCCCUUCCUGCGCCCGCAGUGCGUCAGCCCCACAGGUGGCACAGUGUACGGCAGGGGGACUCGCUGCUGGACUCCCCUUUGGCUGAGGAGUAAAUGCAGGGUGGUUGUCUAGCCAGCUGACUGCUUUUGCUCAUGUACAGUUUAAAGUGCUCGUGCUGAGAUGUGUCAUCUGGGAAAUGUCAUCAAAAACAUGGCUGCCCAUGGAUGUGUUUUUCUUUUUUUUUUCUUUUCUUUUGGUAAAUUUAAGGGUUGUAGUAGAAUAGGCUGGGACUUUGUACACCAAUAGAAACGGUCACAAUCCCAACAAAACUCUGAAGACGGAACGCAGUUUGUACUGCGUUACUGCAUCGAAGGUCUGCUUUGGAGAGCAUCUGUGACUGAGGGGGCACAGUGGCUGCGCAGGACACCCAGGUGGAUUGCUGUGCUCUCGCACCCCUCGCCUUCCUGAUGUUCUCCCAGACCACCUUCUCCUUGCCCUCCAUGCGGGUUAAAUAAUGCACCCGGUGGACCAUGUCUGAAAAUGAAGAAACAACAUAUCAGGUGACUUAGAUGUGAAGAAAAGAAGCACUCCUCAUUUCCUGUGCACCCACCUGUUUUUAUUAUUUAAACGUGUCUGUAUUAGCAAUGGGACUGAAAAGGGCGAAUGCUCACACUUUGCAUCCACAGUAUUUAUUAUUAGACUUUUGAUUAAAAGAAGUCUUAGUAUCUGAGUUUUGUUCUAUUUUGUGUUGUAUAGUCUGGACCAAGAAAAGAUAAAAAGAUUGAAAUGAUAUUGAUUGUAGCAAUAAUAAUUUGAAAUAGUGUGUUUGGAGACUAAAUGGGAGAAAAUCAAGCUUUCCAUCCCAGAAAAAUGAGAACAUUUGAAAAAGACUCCUUGUUAAUGUUAUUUUUUGUCUGUGUUUAAAGACUUUGUUUAUGUGUUGGUUGUUCUCUGUGUUUGGUUCUGGUGAGGGUGAGGUCUUUGAUUUCAUUCUCUUCUUCACUUUGUAACAGACAGAAACACAGAAAAAGGCUCUUGCACUUUCCAGAACCAUUAGAUCACUGAGAUUGUAUUAUUGGACUGAACUUGAAAUGAUCGGCAUUCUUGUUGACUUGAAUAGGUUGACAGUGCUCCUAGUUUAAAGGACCAACCAGAAUGCUUGUCCUGAACAAUAAAAAGGGAAUAUUGCAGUGUUAUGUUAAAUGUUUUUCUUGUGUUUAAAUUUUUAGACAUUUGUUGUUAUAUUUUGUUUUUUAGGCUUUGUUUGUUUUGUACUUUUGUUUUCCUUGUCUUCCUGAUGGUCUCUUCUUAAACAGACCCCUGUUCUCUCUCCCUGUGGGCAGCCUGCUGUCUCCUCCUCCCUGGUCUUUUGCUGUCCAUCAUCUGCCAUGUCUCCACCCCUUCCCCCCAACCCAGUGCAGGUGCUGGAGACAUCAUGUGGACUGACCCUUCACUGCAGUGGACUGAACAUGUACUGUUAGUUGGGAUGCGUUGCCUGUGUGGCUGAGGCUGUAUAAUGAAUUCCUCAUUAAUUUCUCUGGGAAUUAAGACUUUUAAAAAUGCAGCUGUGUGUCUGUGUUUGUGUCUCGUGUUCAUUUUUGUUUCAGUUGCAGACAGUGCAUUAAGAUUUGCUGAUGGUGAUGGCGAGGGCGCUCCCAUUGGCCAGUGUCUUUGAGACUACUUCCAGUCACUUAAGUCUGCUCACUUGUAUUCUUCAACAACCAUCCUUACCAUGAUUUUUCUGAAACUGUCAUAACAGCAGAGCGCAGAGGCGCAUCAGCCCCCGUAACCUCAUUAU